UAUUUUGAUAUAUUGCAUUCAAAAUGUUGUUAUUUCUUUAUAUUUGUAGUGUAAUCACUAUGUACGAUGCGAUUGGUGAGCUACACUAUAUUCUACAUAAAAUAGCAAUUGAUAUUAUUGCAAAAGAGAAAAGUUUUAAAAAUUCUUUUUUUUUUGAAACAGCUGAUUCGUCAAUUCCUAAAAUUGUCGGUGGUUCGGCCGCAAAAGAAGGACAAUUUCCACAUCAAGCUUCUCUUCGUAUUAAAGAAAAACACUUCUGCGGAGGUUCUAUUUUAAAUAAACGAUGGAUCCUUACUGCAGCUCAUUGUCUUGCUGGAUUAGAUGCUAGCCGUAUAACCGUUGUAUUAGGAACUAAUACCUUAGACAAAGGUGGUGAUCUGUACCGAGCAAAUGUAACAAUAGCUCACGAGGAAUAUGAUCCAAGAAAAAUAAAAAAUGAUAUCGGAUUGAUUAAAGUUGAUAAGGAUAUCGAAUUUACCGACAAAAUAAAACCAAUUAACUUACCGACAGAGAAUUAUCAAAAAAUUGACAGUUAUGUUAUAUUGUCGGGUUGGGGUAGAACAAGCUAUCCUGGAAAUUCACCGAACGAACUUCAACACAUCAAAUUAAAAGUAAUCGAUCAAAAAAAGUGUGCUACAAUGGUAAUAAUUACUAGAAUUCCUGUUUCCGACACAAAUAUUUGUACCUUAAAUCAAUAUGGAGAAGGUGCUUGUCAUGGUGACUCUGGUGGUCCUCUUAUCGACGGAGACGAACAAGUCGGAGUUGUUUCUUGGGGUAUUCCAUGUGCAAGAAAUCGACCAGAUGUCUUUACUCGUGUGUUUAGUUACCUGAAUUGGAUAAAAAAUCAUAUUAAAGAAGAUGAAAGUCAAACAUCUGAAUAAUACAAUUAUAUACAACAAUAAAUAUAUGUACAAAAUAAAUUAACAAAAAUUAUUAAGCGGAAAAUAAAAACGAUAAUAACAAAAAAUGUUCAUUACGUAACGUAUGU
Molecule: messenger RNA, 988 nt
Organism: Vespula pensylvanica (western yellowjacket)
Lineage: Eukaryota; Metazoa; Arthropoda; Insecta; Hymenoptera; Vespidae
Product: chymotrypsin-2-like
Exons: 4
Coding region: 24-881 (285 amino acids)
Biological process (GO): proteolysis
Molecular function (GO): serine-type endopeptidase activity
Source: RefSeq, a predicted model, not a curated record